UUCAGCAUUCCUUUGCUUGAGAAGCAGUCUGUCUCACCGCGAUGAUCUCAUAAAGCUGUGCCCAGAGAGUAAAGACAAAAUAGAGAGCACAUGUUUGUCUCACUUCCUACUUUGAGCGUUCAGUUUGGCUUCGGAAGGCAUUGUCGUUUUACCCUAUUCCAACUGGCUUCAGUAAAGAAAGCAAACUGGAAACUCUUGUCUGUGUGGUCAUUGGAGAAAGUUUAUCUGACUGUCAACUCAGGCAAGGCGCUUGAGGCAGAGGGCAGAACAGUAAAACGACACCUUCAAGCAAGCCAAUUUACGGACGUUUUAGAGCUACGGCGGGGAGCUAGCGAUUCAGCAAUUAAACGCAAGUGAUCGCUUUCGAAGUUAUAAUGACAGACGUACACUUUAAAGGUGGAUCUAAGAAAACAAGAUCGAAGGCAUCAUCUACGUCAACUCGAUCUCGCAGUUCAUCCGCCAGUAUGGCUAUCGCUCUUGCUCGAGCAGAAGCGCAGGCCGCCAAGGCUGAAGCAGCGUUCGCUAAAAAGGAGAUUGAACUUAAAAUAAAGCAAGCGCAUUUAAAGGCGUCUCUAGAAUCAUUGCAAUUAGAGAAGAGAGCAGCAGCUGCAGAGGCAAAAGCCGAUGCUUUAGAAACUGUUAUGGAGCAAGUAGAUCGAAGCAGUUAUAACAAAAUAGAGCUGCCAACAGAAGAUCCAGUGCGGCGCACAAAUGAAUACAUAGAAGAGCAUGCCGUCUUUAUAGAUGCGCUUACUAUGCCUGUGCUUAGCGGUCCAUACAUCGAUGAUCCUUACAACAGCCAUUCAGCACCUCAACAUGAAUCUAUUGUUGACUUUAUACCUCAGAAUAAUAAAGAGGAGAAUGAAUUCACAGAGCUAGAUCCUGUUUUACAAGGUGCCAGCCUUUCUGAGCGAUAUUUUCUUCCUAUAGAGAGUGCAGCAUGUUCUACUGGGAUCCCAGUCGCAAAUGAAGACUUCACACAACAAACCAGUAUCAGUAAUUUUUAUCUGCCCAAGGUGCUGCAAAAGCCACAUGUUACAGAUCAAGCCCCUUUGAAUGGUUACAACAACAGUGCGACACAUAGGCUAGCAAAUAAGAACAACACUCAACCCCAGGCUACUGGUCACAAGAUCUCAUCAGGCACAUCCAGAUGAGAAUACAAAUAUGUCGGACUUUGUCAGGUUUCUUGCCCGACGCGAACUUAUAUCUACUGGCCUUAUUCAAUUUAAUGAUCAACCUGAGAAUUACAGAGCUUGGAGGGCAUCUUUCCUGAACACUAUCAGAGGCCUUAACCUUUCAGCUAGUGGGGAAAUGGAUUUGCUGGUGAAGUGGCUAGGCAGUGAGUCGGCAGUACUUGUCAAGCGGAUAAGAGCUGUUUAUAUAAAUCAUGCACAACAAGGGCUCAGAAUCGUAUGGGACAGACUGCGUGAGUGCUAUGGU
This is a messenger RNA of Polypterus senegalus (gray bichir), 1440 nucleotides long. RefSeq lists its product as uncharacterized. NCBI's taxonomy places the organism in Eukaryota, Metazoa, Chordata, Cladistia, Polypteriformes, Polypteridae. Bases 375 to 1154 code for a protein of 259 amino acids. The record is from RefSeq and is a predicted model, not a curated record. The transcript has 2 exons.